AUGCAGCGAGUGUGUGGCGUCCCACAGACUCUUGAUUUCGGUUUGGUGGUUCAGGAAGCGCUUUUCCCGCUAGCUCAUGGUUUUGGUGCUACAAGUAAGAAGGAUGGUACAGUUUAUAAGAGUACGAGUGCAGCAAGAUAGGGCACAAAGGGUUAAGAAUUGAAGGAUGUUGUUUGAAGGGAGUAAGGGUCAGGAGGUGCCGGAAAGAGCUCUCCCGACGAUAGGUCGGGUCAGCGGCAAGGUGCACAACUGUCCUGGUCGGCGAUAGUUCGAUCUCCUAAAUCCAUUUUCUAGCAUUUGUCCAUCCUUCGGACGGCUGUUGUUAUACGGCCAACUAUUCCGAUGCUAUUGGAGUUUCGAUCUCGUGGAGUCCGCGAUAA
Molecule: messenger RNA, 380 nt
Organism: Caenorhabditis auriculariae
Lineage: Eukaryota; Metazoa; Nematoda; Chromadorea; Rhabditida; Rhabditidae
Source: the annotation of a GenBank genome assembly